AUGCAUUGGGAAAAUUUCACGACACUACUUACCAUUCUUGAUUUUGUGCUCGCCCUGUACACCACUGUUGCGGAUGCUAAUCUAGUCGCUAGUCUGACCCAAGAUUUUUUGGCUGAGUUCAAGGAGCUGUACCCAGACCGACCACUGACACCCAAGAUGCACUAUAUGAUACACCUGCCAUCUUGGAUGAAAAUGUGUGGUCCACUUUCUCGGUUGUGGUGUAUGCGGUACGAAGCCAAACAUAGUUUUUUCAAACAUUGGUCUAACGUUAUCGGUAACUUUAAGAACAUUACUAAGACCAUGAGUGAGCGACACCAACAUUACAUGUGUUAUCAAAUGUGUGAACCUACUCGAUACCUAAAGAAUCCUACAGUUUACCCAAAAGGAAAAUGCUGCACUCUAGCUUCUCUGAGCUACAUAUGUAAUAUCAAAGAUGCAGAACCAUCCUUAAAAGACGAUACACCGUUGCAAAGAGUCCAUACUGUGACUAUUAGAAAUGUCAGCUAUGCAAAAGGUCAUAUUGUUGUCGUCAAUGUGGACGAAGACGAGGUUCCACACUUUGCUAUCAUUGUGGAAUUUCUCGUAACCCCACUUUCUGAGAUAUUGUUUGUUUGCCACUCGCUCGUUACUGUGGAAUAUAGUAAACAUCACCAUGCUUACCAAGUCUCGCAAACAAAUGAUGUUGAUGUUGUAAAACACACAGAUCUUCAUGAUUAUCACCCGCUUUCUACCUGCUAUGUAGCCGGAAGCAGUUACACCUUUGUUUGUGUAAAGUAUCGCCUACUUCCCUCUGACACCAUUACUCAUUGACCUAUUUUUUGUUACAUAAAUUAAUUAUAAAUAUUAAAUGUUGUCUUAUCUACUAUAAUUAUAAUAACGUACGUAACUAUUAUACCACUGCUGUUUAUAUACAUAGGUCGUUGUGGGGCACAAUCAACUUUUGGCUGCAUUAAUUGUUGUCGAGGCAUUUAUAUACACAAUUAAUUUGAAUAAUAAUUAUGU
Molecule: messenger RNA, 1002 nt
Organism: Halichondria panicea
Lineage: Eukaryota; Metazoa; Porifera; Demospongiae; Suberitida; Halichondriidae
Exons: 4
Coding region: 1-810 (269 amino acids)
Source: RefSeq, a predicted model, not a curated record